Amyelois transitella is the source of this 1143-nucleotide messenger RNA. RefSeq names its product calcyclin-binding protein. The transcript is spliced from 5 exons. The coding region runs from base 195 to 899 and encodes 234 amino acids. The record is from RefSeq and is a predicted model, not a curated record. Gene Ontology annotation, cellular component: nucleus. Lineage: Eukaryota; Metazoa; Arthropoda; Insecta; Lepidoptera; Pyralidae. Gene Ontology annotation, molecular function: tubulin binding; ubiquitin protein ligase binding; S100 protein binding. Gene Ontology annotation, biological process: heart development.
UCAUAACCUACAAAUUCAAGACAUCAAUCAAGGAAGCAAGACAAGAUUCCAGUAUUUUCCAGAUUUUCUCGCAUUCGUUAAAAAACACAACUUGAUAUCUUACAAGACAAAAGAGUCAACAAGGCGAAGAAUAACUUACUAAGAAUUAUCAUUCCAUUCAUAUUUUCUAUCAAUCGACAUAAUCAUCGAUCAAAAUGUCUGAAAAAUUGAAGGAGUUGCGAGGUGACAUCGACGAGUUAAAUGCGUUAUUAAAGCAAGCCAAACGCAAGAAGGUGCAAGAUAUUUUGUCUCUCGAGGUCCGAAAAUUGGAAACAGAGUGGAUUUCCCUCAAAGAAAAUGAAAACUCUCAAGCCUGUCCUAUGGAAGUGUCACCUGUCCCUACCACUUCAACGCCGGCUCAAAACAAGAGAUACCAGAUAAAAUUAAAUGGAUAUGGUUGGGAUCAGUCCGACAAGUACAUCCAAGUGUUUGUCACUCUGAAGAAUGUCCACACAGUGCCAAAGGAACAGGUAUACUGCAAGUUGACAGAGCGCUCCAUGGAACUCCACGUGGAUGACUUGGACAAUAAAGAUUACCUGCUGGUCAUCAACAAACUUCUGGAGCCUAUCAACAUUGCAGAUAGCCAUUGGAAACAAAAGACUGACCGUGUUGUCAUAUUCUUGGCAAAACAGCAGCAAAAUGUGAAAUGGUCACAUAUGACAGAAAUUGAGAAGAAGUUUGAAGACCAACGAAACAACCGCUUCAAGACUGAUGACAUGGAAAAGAAAGAUCCUCAGGAGUCUAUCAUGAGCCUUAUGAAGAAUAUGUAUGAAACUGGUGAUGAUGAAAUGAAGAGGAUGAUUUCAAAGGCUUGGUAUGAAGGCCAGCAUAAAAAGAAAACUGAUACAUUAGACCUUUAGAUCCCUGGUUUGUAAGUUUAUAUUAAUUUCAUAUGGUUAAGUUUUAAGUGUACUUGUAACUACUAUUAUAAUUUUUUAUUUGAAUGCCACAAACGCCAUGUGUUUUUUGAAGUAUUAUGUUUUGUAGACAUAUAAGUCUCAGUAUCAGUCUUUCCAAUUUGAUUCCAAAAGUAUGUGAUGUGUAACCUUGUUUAGUUUAGCUAGUGUAUCAUACUUGCAAUAAUAAAAAAAAAUUAAAAAUAAA